Colius striatus (speckled mousebird) is the source of this 2331-nucleotide messenger RNA. It is a transcript of the gene WBP2, whose product is annotated as WW domain binding protein 2. NCBI's taxonomy places the organism in Eukaryota, Metazoa, Chordata, Aves, Coliiformes, Coliidae. The transcript has 8 exons. Gene Ontology annotation, molecular function: chromatin DNA binding; transcription coactivator activity. The coding region runs from base 48 to 818 and encodes 256 amino acids. The record is from RefSeq and is a predicted model, not a curated record. Gene Ontology annotation, cellular component: nucleus. Gene Ontology annotation, biological process: positive regulation of DNA-templated transcription.
CCGCCUCCCGCGCAGGCGCUCCGGGGUGAGGCUGUGCGGCGGCGGCCAUGGCGCUCAACAGGAACCACUCCGAGGGCGGCGGCGUCAUCGUUAACAACAGCGAGAAUGUUUUGAUGACUUACGAUCACAUUGAACUUACCUUCAGUGACCUGGAACCCAUGCCUGAUGCCUUCAAAGGGACAAAGAAAGGGAGUGUUUUCUUGACUCCCUACCGAGUUAUCUUUGUAUCGAAGGGAAAGGAUGCUAUGCAGUCUUUUGUGAUGCCCUUUUAUUUGUUGAAAGAUUGUGAGAUUAAGCAGCCUGUCUUUGGAGCAAAUUACAUCAAGGGCACGGUGAAAGCAGAGGCAGGAGGUGGCUGGGAAGGAUCUGCCACGUUCAAGAUCACCUUCUCAGCUGGGGGUGCUAUCGAGUUCGGGCAGCGGAUGCUGCAGGUGGCCUCACAAGUCUCCAGAGGUGAAAUACCCAACGGAGCUUAUGGCUAUUCCUAUAUGCCCAAUGGAUCCUACGCUUUCGCACCGGCUGCAGCAAAUGGGGGAUACCCCUACCCUCCUCCUCCUCCUUCUGAGUUUUAUCCUGGUCCUCCUGUGCCAGAUGGGGACAUGGGUUAUAUGCAGCUCCCACCCCCACCCUACCCAGGGCCUAUGGAACCCCCUGUCAGUGCUCCAGACCUGCCCACUACUCCUGCAGCUGAAGCAAAGGCCGCAGAAGCCGCUGCCAGCGCUUACUACAGCCCCGUUAACCCACACAACGUCUACAUGCCCUCGGACCAGCCACCCCCUCCUCCAUACUUCCCACCAGAGGACAAGAAAAACCAAUAAGCUAACCCAGAACUCCUCCACAACUCAUUGCUUUCUUACUUCCCAUUUUGGCAGAUUCUUGGGGCAUGGUCCAUAGCACUGAGGAGUAGAGCCUUCCCUGAGGCACGUAGCUUUCAUGGACUCUAGUGGUAGAUCUGUGCAGAGCAAGGGGAGAGAUUUUUUAGCCUGGGUUACCUGGGAAAGCUCAGAGGGCUUGCUGUCCCUCCUCUCUGUGCAGCAUCGCUAGAACUGGAGGUUCUUUUCAUCUGGCAUUGUUUCCCUUACAUCUCCUGAUACUUAAAUUAUAGCUCUUUAGAGUAAGCAACUGCUCCAAAUGGAUCAUUAAUAUGGAGUGUCUUGAAUUUACCUUAGAGUGCAGCCAAGAGCAUCUCUGGACACAGGGGUGUCUCUGGGUAUUCCUCUCAACUCAUAUUGUCACAUCCAACAUUCUGCUACUGACAAAGGGCUUCAAAGGGAACCUUUGGGAUCUCAGAGAAAAUAGAUAUCUACUACAUCUUUUCAUUCAUCUAUUAAACUGACAUCAUUCCUGACAAUCAUAGCAAACAAUCUGGUAGCCCUCCAAGUUUUCCUGCUGUGCACUGUGUAGGGUGAUGCUGAUGAGUUUCCUUCCUUAAGAAAGCAUAUGACUCUACAGGGUUGAUGAGUGGCAUCUAACUAGUUCUAGAUCAUAUGGGAACACUAACUUCUCUUGUCUUUUUUCCAGUUAGGUAUGUGGGCUUGAGAUUACCAAGUCCUGAAUAUUCUCCUUAUAGUCUGUAAUGCACUUUUUUUGCUCAGCUGUAACUUGAGUUACACUUUUUGGCCAGUGAAUUCUCUUAUUGCUGUGAUUUAAUUGGUGAAUUAAUAGCAAACAGGGAGGAAAUGUUGCUUUACUGGUGCCCUGGAAGCACUUGAGAGUGUGAAACGUUGGUGUAAGCUGGUAGGUGCAACUGAGCUGUUGGUUUCAAUGUUGUUUAAUGCUGUUGGUGUUCCUGGAUCAGCUGUGAAUUUAUUUCCCAGUCACUUGAAGGUGGAGGCACCUUGGUCUGAGGGUUCAAGCAUUUUCCUUCCAUAGCACCAUUCCCUCACUCUCAUUCCCAACGACUCCAGUGAGCAGAACCUCUGCAGGACUGUUCAGAAUCCAGGUGGGAAAACUUGGCAUUGUACAAAGCUUUGCACAAAUCAGACUUCACUGGCUUCUGACAGCUGUGAGAGAGAAAAUCCUUCCCAGCAAGUGUGAAAGCAGAUCGUGUGCUAGGAAGCUGCCGAGCCUUGCUGCAUGCAGCCUGCUUGGGGAGGGAAAAAUCCACCUCCUGUUUCCUUUUUGUUCAAGUCCAGCUGAUUAAUCAACUUGCUACUAUCUGUGCACUGACUUUUCUAGACUUGCCACUGCAGUGAUGUAAAGAAAUGGGUAUUUAAAAGAAUAUAGAUCUAUUUAUUUUGAAAAUGUUUGAUUAAUAUAUGAAUGUGAAAUGACUUUUGAGUGCAGGUUUGUUUUGCCAAGACUGUGAAGUAAAGAGAAAUCAGCUCAAAA